Symsagittifera roscoffensis is the source of this 3157-nucleotide messenger RNA. RefSeq lists its product as uncharacterized. The coding region runs from base 666 to 2969 and encodes 767 amino acids. The transcript has 13 exons. The record is from RefSeq and is a predicted model, not a curated record. NCBI's taxonomy places the organism in Eukaryota, Metazoa, Xenacoelomorpha, Acoela, Convolutidae. Gene Ontology annotation, cellular component: cytoplasmic vesicle.
CAUCAAUCCCACAUGGGACGACGGCGGAAUAUUAUUCCAUCACGUAUCGAAGAGAAAUGAAGUUGUUACCUUCCCUUAUACAUACCAUUUACCUGUUCAAGUCUUAAUACACGUGGCUUUGGUUAUAUUUUGUUGCCAGCAAUGCAAUUCUGUGUAAAAUUAUUCUUCAUACACCAUUCCCAUAUUACAUAGGAAACCCUUGCAGCUUAUCACAUGUAUUAGAUUAGGAAAUAGUUCUUCACUUUUAUACAUUUUAGUAUUGUAUUUAUCAAUCCACAAUCAGCGAAAGCAGAAAAACUCAGCCAAUAUGUUAACAUUUUAUACAAAAUAGGGUCACAUACACAAAACAAAAACUUUUUUUGCCUUAAUUGCGGUCCAGAAUAUUGCUACACGUGUUUUGACUGUAUCAAAAACCAUUCAUGUAAAAUUCCGGCUACGUUUUCAGGAAUUUUUAAACGUUACUAGGAAUGCAUUUUACAUAUAAUUAACCAUGUUACCAAAAACUUUGAAAUGCUUUCUGCAGUUUUAAACCAUUUCAUAACGAGCCCUUUUGAGCAACUCUCGUCCUUAGCCAACCCAUAAUGACCACUUAUCGCGGUCGUGACUAAGACGUUUUUAACAGCAGACUAACGAGGGUUGUCUCGAGAUUGUCAGAGUCGAUCUAUAUGUCCUUGUAUCCAAAUAUGGACAUAACAGUCAAUCAGCUCUUCGGUGAUCAAUCAGACUCCAACGAUGCCACCUCCGAGUCCCCGACGUGGCUUGGAUCUGCCAAUCAGCUAUCAAUAAAACGUGCAAUCUCGGACCACUACAUCCACGACAAGCUUUCGUUCGACUCAGGAAUUAUAUGUUCGGCAAAUACUACGAACGCCGAGUGUAACGGGAUCCGAGUCUCAAGUAGAGGUGUCCCGCAAUCUCUUACGAAGUUUUUCGACGAAGAUGACGAAGAUGUUUUGGCGCUCGGCGGGCAAGAAAUCACGAGCACUAGCGAUGCUCAGUGUGCGAAUGAGUUGUCGUGUCAUAACCGAGAGCUUGAUUGGGUCGUAUACGUUGAGUCGUUUGCAGAGCGUUAUUACAUGGAGCAAAAUGGAGUUAUAGAACGAGUACCAGUUACGUCAUACGAAGACGAAAUCGAACGCAUCGCUCGCAAAAGAACCGAGACGAAAACUCUCUCGGGUAAUAGCCGGCAAAAAAGCUUUGGGUUGGCUCUUCCAGACAGUAAGUCGUCGGCAAAGUCGUGGGCCGCUCGGCGAGCUGACUUGAACUUCGCUAAGCAAGACACCGAUUCGCCCUUAUAUUUUGGAAACAGUUCGGUUGUUCUCGUGAAAGAAAACUCGUUGUACCCACCGGAUCCGAAACUCGAAAGCCCGUUUUCACCUGACGACGAAGAUAAAUUCAAUUCGUCCGGAAGCUCAAGUAAAAAUCUUACUUCGUGGAACCGAAAAUUUAACUCAAACAACACGCCGCGUUCGGGUAAAAACCCGAACCGUGGGCUGCCAUUUCACGAGUUCACUCGCAGUAGUCCGACCGAACGGGAGAUUCGGGAUAGGAAGCGGAAUUUGAGGCUCUCUGGUCUGGUAGGGACCAAAAACGCGAAAUGUCAUCGGGUCGCAAUGCGAAGCCAGAUCUUAGCCCGGAAACGAUCCAUGUCUUGUUCUAGUGUGUCUCCCUCGCCCAGUAUUCUCUCGACUGAAAAUGAAUUCCCAGAGCGGGGGAUCUGUGAUCAGUUUGGUCAACAGGGGCUGGAAGCGAGUAGUCAGUCUCCGGGGACCAGAGAAUACACAGAAACACAAUGUAUGGUCAAGGCGGUCGUUGACACCUGUGCCGAAAUCAGAAGUGUCUAUUCCAAACACCUCAAAUACACAAACGCCACAGACAAGGGUUUCACAGAGCUCAACUGCAAGACGAAGAAAUCUUCCUUCCUGGCGGGAACAUCCUCGGGCAUAGGAGGGGGAGUUGGCGGCGACUGGAGGCGAAAGCGAGACGAGAUGCAGAGUCGUGAGUUGUCCCAUCUGGUGCUGAGUGGUCUGUGUCCACAGCUGUUGCAGCUGGUCGCUUCUGGACUCUCCCCAAAGUACACUCCCUGGGAGGUGGUCAGACUCGGCGCGGUGCCUGUGCCUGGCGUGACCUGCAUUCAUGAGUUGUGUCUGAGUGUGUCUGUGAUGAGCGAACUGGAAUCCACCGAGGAGAAAUUCAACUCGUUCGUUUUCGGACUCCUCAAUCAAAAAAUCAUGGAAACUUGGCUUCUAUUGCUGCUCAAAAAUUCAUCUUUGAUCAGUGGCUGCUAUGACUCACACAACAGACGACCCUCCUCCUCCUUCUCCUCCACCUCCUCUUCAUUCAACUCCUCCUCUCUUCAGAGUCAGUCACAACAAGGAGUAGUGAACAACAGCAACAGUUGGCUCAUCUCCAGUCCAGGGCUUCCCACUCUACUCAGUAACAAGGUGCUAUUCACGGAGUUGUUGUUGGCGGUGCAGCCAUUGGCCUUCAUCUGCUUCUACACUGAUCUGCGCUUCGAGAUAGACUACCACGUCAAACACUCACUCACUCACCAGGCGCCAACAAACAACCUUGACCUCACACCUGUUUCGUCUACUCAAAGCAACUCUAAUCACAAUCAUCGCAACGUUUUUACAAAUCAGCCAAUGGGAAAUAAGACGCCUGUUUUCGGCAACGAAAACUAUGACUCAUCCGCCCGAGUGUCUUCGACUUAUUGGGCUUUGCCUUCGGGAGGAUUCCACCGAGAAGCAUCGUCGAUAUCGUGUAAAGAGAGAGGCGGUUCUUGUGGUGAUGGAAAUAGCCGAACGCGCCUCGCGGCUGAUGACAUCUCGGGUGAUUUGCCGCAUGUCGGAGGCAAUUAUAGAUGCUGGGAUUUAGUCGAAGCCAGUUUGGGCAGUUUGAUCAGAAGAGUCGGCUGUGAGAACAAAAAUCUCAGCCCCGAAGAGUCAGAAGAUCCAGUCACUUACGUAUAGAGAACCUUCGAGAAUAAUCUAGAAUAUGUGAAUGCAAUCUUUAUUGUGCAAUUGAAAUCAAGGAGAGAGAAUGACAAUUUGCUUUUAGAUUUGACUGAUUAUGCAUCUAAAUUAGAGUUGGUAGAUUUGUAAUUUUGUAAAGAAAGUUGAAAUAUUGUAUUGAACUCGAAAUUCUUAUUAAUUGAAAU